UGCAAAAGUUAGGACUUUGUCUCUCCUUGUUUUUCAAUUUAUUCAUUGCGAUCGUAAUCAGAUAUGAGUUUCUGCAACUCCAAUGCCUUUGUUGAACUUUGUUUUACCUGGGGGAAUCAGAUAUGGGCUUUUGACCUGGGCGUUCACCCUCUCAGUUUAAGAAUUGGAUGUAGAACUAUCUUAUGUAAUUUUUAUUCUAUGGUUGCCCUCUAUUGCUUGGAGAAGUGUAAGUGAUUUGCGAUCUGGGAUUUGAGUUAUAGCGCUCUUCUUGGUAUCUUAGUUUGAGUUGUAGGAGCUUUGUCCCAUGAUCUCUUUUAAGCUCGAACCCAGAUGAAGUCCUUCGAAGGGGCGGUUACUGAUGUUCUCUUCAUUCUAGAGAAGAGUAAGAAACGGAGAUGACCACGACAAGUUUGCAAAGAGGAAGAUGACCACGGCGAGUUUCUCGAAGUUCGAAUGAGAGAGGAAGAUGAAGGGAAGAAGAUGACUGAUCAGGACGACGCUAACUGCAGUUGUUUCUUUCGAAAUUCAAAGAGAGAGGAGGAAGAAAAGGGCGAAACAGGGAGCCCUUUCGUUCGAUGUUCUCUUUAGGGUUCUAACCCUGUUCGGGUGGUCAACAAAUUAGACCGGUGGAUCACAUGAUGUAGGUCAAAUGGAGCGAAAUGAAGAAAAAUAAAUCUAACGAGGAUCUUACGGUCAUUGAAAAGGUCACUGCCACUCUCCGCCAAAUCUCUUCACUGCAGACGAUUUUGAUCCGAUCCUUCCAUCACAAUGUUCCGUUCUCGUUUCCCCUGCAGAACCUUAGUUUCAAAAUCAAUUCCGACCCACUUAGCGGAAAAUGGGGCAAGCGCAGGAAACCCUUUUCUCUGCAAUCAUGGUUGCCAUACUCAUCCAAAUGGUAACACCUUUGAGAACUUUAGCAAUUUAGCUCAAACCCAGUGGAAAGCAAGUACCAAAUUAUCUGCAAACAUGUUCCUUAACCCUAAAUGCUACCCCCUGUAUUUCUAUUCUUCGCAUUCCAAUUACGCGUCACUGAGAUCCGUGGGGAAAAGAUGGCAUAAGAAUUCAAAAACAGUCCAGAAACCAACCCUCAAUGAAGCUCAGUUUCACCAGUCAGUAUCUCAACUCCCACCGAGAUUCACUCCAGAAGACCUCUCCAAUGUCAUAACCCUCCAGGAAGAUCCUCUGGUCUGUCUUGAACUCUUCAAUUGGGCUUCACAACAACACAGGUUCAGACAUGAAGUCUCGACGUACCACAUCACAAUCAAAAAGCUUGGCUCUGCCAAAUUGUACCAAGAAAUGGAUGAUGUUGUUAAUCAAGUUCUUGCUGUUUCUGAUAUGGGCUCGGAAUCUCUUUUUAAUACAAUGAUAUACUUCUUCACAGAAGCUCGGAAAUUGUCAAGAGCCAUCACUGUGUACAAGCACAUGAGGAAGAGCAGAGAUCUGGGGUGCAGGCCUUCUAGUAUCACCUACAAUCUGCUUUUUACGGCACUUUUGGGUAGGGGGAGGAAUUCUUAUAUAAACCACGUCUACAUGGACACAAUAAGAAGCCUCUUCAGGCAAAUGGUCAAUGAUGGGAUUGAACCUGACAUUUUCUCUUUGAAUGCCAUGAUCAGAGGUUAUGUUAAUUCCCUUCAUGUCAAUGAUGCUCUUAGAAUAUUCCAUCAAAUGGGUACGGUUUAUAAAUUCCUUCCCAACUUGCAUUCCUAUGAUUAUCUGAUCCAUGGGCUUUGCGCACAAGGCCGAACAAAUAAUGCAAAAGAGUUGUAUGGCGAAAUGAAGGACAAGGGGUUUGUUCCAAGCAGUAAGACAUACAACUCCCUUGUGAAUUGUCUGGCUAUUGGUGGUGAGGUUGAGGAGGCUGUAAGGAUUUUGUGGGAGAUGGUUGAGAGGCAAAAGUUGGCAGAUUUCAUAACAUACCGGACUAUCCUGAAUGAGAUAUGCAGGCAAGGAAGGGUUGCAGACGCCAUGAGGUUGUUGAAGGAGUGGCAAGAGAAGGAUCUUAUGGAUGGCUACACUUAUAGGAAGCUUCUGUAUGGGCUUGAAGAUGAAUUUGGUAAUCAAAAUGACUGAAAGCAUCUGAUGGUGAGUGUUUCUUCUGCGACAAAAAUGUACUUCUAAGUUUUGGUAAAGGUGAAUAAUUUGGCAACUCCUGACAUUAUAGAGGAGCUGCUCACAUAUCAAAAGUUGAAUGCCAACAUCACUGCUCUCUAUGAAUAUGGAGAUCUUUCUGAAUUUUAUUUCUAUGGUGAUAUUAUUAGAGAGUUUUUCUUCCAUGGGAACUGUAGUUUAUAUCUAAUAUGUAAUGAUGGCUUAGUGCCCUUAACACACUAAUGAAAAAUAAAAUUAGGUUUGUAACUUUA
This is a messenger RNA of Macadamia integrifolia, 2360 nucleotides long. Its product is annotated as pentatricopeptide repeat-containing protein At2g27800, mitochondrial-like. Gene Ontology annotation, molecular function: protein binding. The transcript has a single exon. Lineage: Eukaryota; Viridiplantae; Streptophyta; Magnoliopsida; Proteales; Proteaceae. The record is from RefSeq and is a predicted model, not a curated record. Bases 769 to 2070 code for a protein of 433 amino acids.